GUACACCCUGUGGACGCAGCCCGACGUAUGGUGAUCGUAUGUAUGUAUCCCUUUAUACGUAUGUACACACGUAGCUGGCAUUGGUUGUGAGGGGCAUGCGUGUCUGAAGCUGCCACAGUGGUGUAUGUGCACAUGCCUCCUGACUCUUUUGCCUUGUGCGUACUCUCCAUCUUGUCAUGGUGCAUGUCUGCAAUGAAUGCAAUGAAUCCCACCUGCAUCUGGGGGUAGCUGGGGGCCCAAUUGUGGGGGCCAAUAUCUGAGACGCUUCCGCAAGAUCUGUGUGAAAAACAUGAGCUUGAAGAUGAGUCAACAGACCGCCUUGCUGUGCCCUGAUGGGCGAACGAUGCCCCUCGAGCUCGUGCACCAUCGGGGGCUUGACGGUGUUUGUGCCGUUUUUCGUGGCCGGUGGCGGCCAGCCGGAGCGGAGCAGGGGGACGAGGGCCAGUUGGCAGCCUUCAAGCUGCUCAAGAUGCCCUCGGCCGCUGCCCUGGAGAAGGAGUCCGUGGUCAAGACCCGCUACCAGAAGUCCCUGGCGGGGCUGAAGAGGGAGCAUGCCAAGAUGAUGGAGGACGGUGGGAGGGGGCCGUUUCUGCCCUGCUUUGAGGGCCAACUGGAUGUGGAGGCUCCUGCCCGCCUUAGAGACGGAGACGAGGAGAAGCUCUGCAUCUUUGUGGCUUUCCCAUGGCUGCCAGGCAAGUCGCACGGAAGGUCAAGCUUUUCAUUUCAUGCCUCUGUCCCGUCUGUCCGCUGCAAUGCUUUUAAUGCAGAGGACUUCGUUAAGGCAUCCGUGUUCUUCACGAAGAACAACAUCGCCCGGGCGGUCAAGGAGUUCGCAGAGGCUGCGGCCUCUCCGUUCGUGGAGCCAGUGUUCGCCGAGGCUGCGCUGUUACAGCUGACUCUCGCCGUCCGCACGGCAAUCAGGGGCCUCAUUCAACAUCUGCAAGUGCACAAGACAGCCAUGCAGCACAAUGUCCUCGCUCAGGACAAUCUAGUGGCGGAUAUCUUCAUCAAUACGGCCAUCAGCAACCCUCACAGUGGCCCCCUCUCUUCCCCCCUCAACACGCCAACCAGUGGUCGUAUGAUCGACCUAGCGGAUGCACAGACGACAGAAGAAGGCUGGGUUCUUGUCCCGCACAAGCCAGAAGUCCGCCAGCACCCCUAUGCCGUCAGCCCAUUUGCACAGUCGCCUGAGAUGGCGUUCAUCGACAACCCAGAGCAUGAAGCGGCAGGAGACGUCCGGCAGAUCUUGCAAGAUCGAGGACUACUCGGUGUGGCGGGUGGUGGUGGUGGUGGUGUAUGGCUGGGAGAGUUUGUGCUGUCGUUUGCUGUCGGCCUGGCCAUAGACAUCGUGUUGAGGGGCGAGACACAGCGCUCAUUCGCCGUCAGGGGAGAUCCUGAUUUGUCGAAAGCGGAGGGGGAGAUGCCGAAAGAGGAGUUCUCAAGAGUGCUCCGUGAGAGGAGCCUUCAGCGAGCGCUGAAGUGGAAGGAGACCCUCUGCAUCCUAUACGAUGCAGACACCGGCCUGCCAUCUGUCCGCCACGGGCUUCACUACAUGCUCAUGCUGCAAGGGCACAAACAGCUGGGCUGGGUGUUGGAAUGCGUAAGAGGGCUGAGUGACCUAGCACGAAGGGCACUCAGCGACGAUCCCACAAAGCGGCCGUGUCUCAACGAGCUGGAGGCAUCGCUGUCAAAAGUGGAACAGCAGCUGAACAGUAACGAGCAUUGGGAUCUCAUCGACUCAUUGGUGCAGGUAUGCAGCAAGAAAAUGGUCUGUAAUUCAUGUGAUCUAUCUUGUGCUAUCCUUGUGUGUGCAGGAAAUGGAUGCACUGAAUGCUUCCAGUAUGGCCAAGGCUCCCUCUGUACACGUCACCAACCCCAACGCCAACACACACACGCCUUCAUCAGAUUCGUCAAUGGUUCGCCCAUCGGCUGCCCCCAUACCUGAGACCGCCCAGCCGUCGGCAGUGCAGAGUACCGCAGCCGCCGAAUCGCCGCCAGAAGAGGGACAAGGCAAUGGUGGUGCACCGCCGCCAACCGACUCGCCCAGACCGACAUCCAGAGAUGAGGGGGGAGAGAUGGCAGGGUCGAGAGAGAUGCCGGCUUCCCUACGUGAGGGCAGAGGUGCGAGGGAAGGGCAGUUUGUUGGUUACCAGCCGGCCACAAUGGUUCCUCAGCCCUACAUGCAGCAUCCCGUUUCAUCGACCUUUACCGCUACCCAGCAAAGUCACCUGCAUGAACGACAGCACCAGCUGUUGCCAUUAGUCCACCCCCCUCCCUCAACGGCGUAUUCUCAACACGGAGGUAACCAAACAAAAGUGAGACAAGAGCGAAAUAUUUGGAAACAUCACUCCAUUGUGUGCGAAUGUGGGUGUGUGCAGGUGGUUGUGCAACAUCUGCAAUCGGUGGUGGUAUUGCCCCGGUGCAUCUACAGCAACGGAUGAGUGAGAUAGGCAGCCAAAGGCGGCAGGAGACAGCGUCAUCGAUGAGGAAGCAAGCGGCCAAUCCAGCGGCCAAUGAGAGCCCAGCCGAACCACCGCCCUCUUCACCCUCAUCUCACGUCGCGUCAUGUGUGACAAAGCCGCUGCUGAACCCCUUCAAUAGUCUCUCACCCGGCAGCGCCGUCUCAACCGACAUGCGAGCACCACGACUGAUGGCAGGAAGGUUAUGCGUACCAGGGGUGAGUCGGGGGGACCCAACCAACGUUGCCCAGUCUCAUGGGCUGGUGCGGGUGCCGCCUCCUUUGUGCGGCAUGCCGCUAGUCCCGCUGCAGUAUGUCCCGCCGCAACAUGUCCCGCCGCAACAUGUCCCGCCGCAAUAUGGAGGUACGCAGAGGCGAGAGAAGGCAAAAUGGCAGAAUACAGAAUACAUGAGGAUGUGUUGUGUGGAUGUGGGUGUGAGCAGGCGGUCAUGAUAAUCGCGUCGUAUUCCAGCCAUACUCUCUGCAUUUUCGACCGCCCACGUGUCAUCCGCAGCCCCACCUGUCAUUUGCAGCUAGGGCCGAUACGUACGGCUGCUCCUCAGGCCCCCAACAGCCGCCACAACCGCUCAAAUUGCCCUAUCCCCCGCCGCCGGCAAUCGCUUUGUGUCCACCGGGCCGUUUGGGUGGUAGUGUGAUGCCCCGUCGCGUGCCCAUGACGGCUGCCUCACCGCACAAACAACCCCCUCGGCCGAACGCUAUUGCCCCAUCGGUGACGGAGGAGGCCCCAAGCAAGAGUGAGGAGAGGGGAGGGAACAAGGAGAGGACCUGGGCAGAGUUUUUCUUCGGGCGAGGGAAAGGGGACAAUCGCAGUAAGGUGCACGCCAAGAGCGACAGGAGGAAUGGCGGGCGGAGGAAAAGUGUUGCUGCUAGAGAGGGCUAGUGAGGGCAUGGGAGAGAGUGUUGCGUGCACUGCGUCACGCGCUGCACGCGUGGUGGUGGUGUUCUGCUUAGGAGUUCUGCUUAGAAUUCGUGUGGACGUGGUGUAGUGAUCAUGUGUGGUGUGUAUGCAUGUGACGAUUGUCAGCUUUCAGACAUCCGUGUCAAUAUAGACACACACAUGAAGUCAAAU
Molecule: messenger RNA, 3548 nt
Organism: Vitrella brassicaformis
Lineage: Eukaryota; Vitrellaceae
Source: the annotation of a GenBank genome assembly